AUGCUAAGCAAGGCAAUUGUAGAAACCAAAAUACUCCCCAAGAUUAAUGAAAAACUUAGGUGUCACAAAAUAUGUUCUCAAUACCAGAGUCAGCUGAAGUACUUUAAAAGAGAAUACCAAAAAUAUUCACAGCUUCUCCGUCACAGCUCUGGGUUUGGAUGGAAUCCAACCACAAAGAAAUUCACUGCUCCUGAAGAAGUUUGGAAAGACUACUUUAAGGAUCUGCAAAUUGUAAUUGGGAAUGCAACUGUUAUUGGAAGAAAGUCAUUAGGAUUAGGUGAUGAUACUGAUGCAAGAACUUUUAGGGCGGAAGAUAGACAUGUUGGAAUAGAGGACUUUGUCUUUGAUGAUGAAAAUUUGGAAGGGAAUGCUAUCUCAAAUGAGACCACCCAGCAAGCUAUGGGAAGAAUUAGCCUUAGCAUUGAUUCAAUUGUGACUGACUUCCGGGGAGUCCAUAACCUAUUGGCAAAAGGGGAAAAAGAAAGAAAGCAGCAAAGUUAUAUGUGGGAUGCUAUUAAGGAGACUCCAAUUUUGGAUGAACGUGUUCGUUAUAAAGUGCUCUUUUUGUUGAAUACUAACACAAAAAAGGAUGCAUUUUUGAAAAUGUCUCCUGAGGAGUGCUCAAAUUGGAUAUCAUACAAUUUGGAAUGA
Molecule: messenger RNA, 651 nt
Organism: Prunus armeniaca (apricot)
Lineage: Eukaryota; Viridiplantae; Streptophyta; Magnoliopsida; Rosales; Rosaceae
Source: the annotation of a GenBank genome assembly